Molecule: messenger RNA, 1688 nt
Organism: Toxorhynchites rutilus septentrionalis
Lineage: Eukaryota; Metazoa; Arthropoda; Insecta; Diptera; Culicidae
Exons: 2
Coding region: 89-1066 (325 amino acids)
Source: RefSeq, a predicted model, not a curated record
AAAGUGUUUGUACCAAACGAGCUGUCGCGCCAUUAAUUCAACUGUGAUCUAUUACCAAAUCGUUAUACCUGAUAGUCGCUCCUCAGCAAUGAGGAUAGGGCUAAUAGUCAUAAGUAGCCUUGUGCUACUCAUGUUAGUGAGUGGUUCAAUUAUCAAAUGUACCAAGUGUAAGAAAAAUGAGUGCGAGUGCAAACGGAAAGUUUUGAAAGCAUCGACCGUUCCCCCGGAUUCAUGUUUAAAGAAAAAUAAGUCUGCGGACCUACCUCCGAUAAAAGACAUCUGUUCGUGUUCUACCGUAGCCAAGGUACGACCUGCACAACCUCAAAACGAAGUUCCAAAAUUCGCCUGUUCGACAUCAUGCGAGUGCGGACUUCAAGAACCAUUGCCAAAAAAAUACUCUGCUGAUGCUGUCAGUCAUCAUCUUGCUGUUUUGGCGGCAAAAAGGAAACAUAUAUGUGAAAUGGAUAUUCACUUCCAGGGCAACGCAGCGAAACCCACACCAAAAUCCAAAUGUGUUAUGGACGUUGGCGAAGAGCGGUUGCACAAAUUCAACCGUCAGCUGAUUGAGCUGAAACCCCCGAAGAAGAAACGCGUCUACAAGCACCAUUCAACGGAAGAGGACGAGGAAUGCCCCUGCCAGGUCGAGAAGCAAUCCUAUGCAGAAAUUUGCUACGGAAAAGUUGAAACGGAAAAACCAGAGUUCGAGAAAAUUACAUCGCAAACUUCAUGUUCCUGCGAAGUGUGCCGAGAUAACUUCUCGAAAGAAUUCUCCUUCGAAGUGUCCCAGGAGCAUAAGUGCUCCCAGGAAAAAGUAAAGACAGAGAAACCACCAUGUAGUACCAAAAAGCCUUGUAAAAAGCCGAAAAUUUCGAAGCAGUCCGAACAGCAAGAAAAGGAUGACGACGACCGUAGCAUUGUGUUCGAAAGUGAAGAAGAGGAGCUGGUACGGCGUAAGAGAGGACAGCAUAAGAAAAAAAAUAGAAAAUCACGACAAGCUAGGAUAAUUGAGACUAGCCCUGUGAACUAUAGGGAUGCAAGGAAUAAAACUGGUGCAUCAAUGCUUUAGGAGAAAAAUAUAUUAGUGUAGAAGUAAAUAACAUCAAUUGAAAACUAUUUAUUUAUUUAUUUGCUGUUUCAGUGAUGGUCUUAUGUAUAUCAUAUUUUGUAUGGCUGGAUAGUUUACCUGAUCACAGGUAAUUUUCAUAACAAACGCAAACAUCCCUCGAGAUUAGUUUUACAUUACAUAUAACAAUUGGUAAGUUUCCAAUUCCUAUUUUGAACCGAGGUUCCUUGUACGUUACAGGGAUCAUUUUUGACAAUUAAAAACCAAUAUUCAAAAAUAAUUGAAAAAAAUAUGACAUUGUAGGGACAAUGUAAAUUGAGUGAAUUAGAAAGACUUAUGAUUUAACUGCAUCCGGUUGUUACAAAAAUGUGUAGCGUUAUCCGAGGGCCAAUUGAUAAAACGUACCAAGCAAACCAAACUAAAAAAAUUGAUAAGGUUUACUUUCAAGCAUGGUAAAGAAACAUAUUUUCAACACAUCAAAUCGAUAUUGACAGACGCUAAAAAUAUCAAUUCGAACCCAGCAAAUUCUUUACUAGUAAAAACAGUAAUCAGAUAGUUACAAAUACUAUUAAAACAAGUUAAAAAAAUCAAUUUUAUAAAAAACACAAUAAAAGACAACUUCUUU